CCACCGAACUGCACAUCCCCGUAAAUAAGCAUAUGGGCGACUUAACCAGCGCUACAGAAAUUUUCCUUAGCACAAGUUUACAUUUAAAAUGUAAGUGGCUUACAUUUAUGUUUUGUUAGCUUAUACAGUUGAACAAAGAGGGCAUAUGCUGAAUAUAAAUCCAUCAUCGGCGGUGCUCUGACGAGUAGAGGUACCUAUCGAAACAUGCUAUCGAGCCUUUUUGCGCAUGUGCAGUUCCACCGUUUUCAAGUUAGGGUUAGGUUUUAGGGAUUAGGGUUAAAGUAAAGGUUUUAGGGUUUUUUGGGGGGUUAGGGCUAUCGAUUAGCACAACGGUAGCCUAACUCGACAAAGUAGCUCAACUCGACAAAACACCGGCUGUAGGACCCGUUGCUUUGCUGCGAACUCUGUCCCUAAUGCACGUAUGGAAAUAGCGCGGCGCAGAGCAUGCCGGGUAAAGUUUGAGGAAGCGACGAACCGGACCCGCGUCCCCUCGGAGUUUAUGCCAGUUUGCCCGAGCGCGAAGCGACGGCCGGGAUACCAAAGGCAGCCGGGCCGCCUGGAGCUGCGCCCUCACCCUCCAUCGUGAAGUCAUGGUAGCCUGAAACGGCCUUCGCCACGCAAAGGAAAAUUUCCACCGAAUCUGUUGCCCCCCAGAGACAGCCACUGAAGAAGACCACUGCUCCUCUCCUCCGCCCUUGUUAGAGAUAGUGCCCCCCCCCCCACAGAUGAGUAUGUGGUGGUUCCAGCAAGGCAUGUGUGCCUUGCCCACAGCUCUGGUGCUGUGGACGUCUGCGACAUUCAUCUUUGCCUACAUCACAGCUGUGGUGCUUAAUCACGUGGACCCACUGGUACCAUACAUCAGUGACACGGGGACAGUGGCUCCUGAGCGCUGCGUGUUUGGAAUAAUGCUGGACAUCUCCUCCUUCCUCGGCAUCGCCACCAUUUAUGUCCGGUACAAGCAGGUGCAGGCCCUGGUGGACCACGAGGAGCCCACACUGCAUAUUCUCAACCAGGUCGGCCUGGUUCUGGGCUGGCUCAGCUCUUUCGGGAUGUGCGUCGUCGCUAACUUUCAGAAAACCACUUUGUUUUCCAUGCACUUGGUGGGGGCAGUGUUGACCUUUGGCAUUGGGGCGCUCUACAUCCUGGUGCAGACGCUGCUGUCAUACCGCAUGCAGCCACGGCUGCACGGCAAGGGCAUCUUCUGGGUGCGGCUGGUACUGGGGAUCUGGACCUUCACCAGCAUCAUCAGCAUGUUCGUAUCAUCGGUCAUCAUGUACAGCAGUUUGCCUGGAGUGGAUGUCGAGAAGAAGCUACACUGGAUUCCAGGGGAAACGGGCUAUACUCCUCACAUCGUCAGCACCAUCUCUGAGUGGUCCUUGGCAUUCUCCUUUAUCAGCUUCUUCCUCACCUACAUCCGAGACUUUCAGAAAAUUACGCUGCGGGCGGAAGCAACCCUGCUUAGCCUCCACCUGCAUGACACCCCACACUACGACGACCUGAGCCAUGGGGAACGAUCGCCACUGCUUGCCGGCAGCAUGUGAGAACAUCGCUCCCUAGUGGUGUGGAGGUCCUGCACUGGGAACCCAUUUGAAGCCUAUGGGGAUCAUCAGAAGGGGCUGUAAAAUCCUCCUGGACUUCAUGACCAUGUUACAUGUGGCCUGACAAAAGUUGGUAUAGGAUCCUGAUUUUUUUUUCUAUCUUUCUACUUGACUUUAGGAAAAUCACAGCAUUAAGUUUUUUUUUUUAAACCAAAUUAAGAUUUGCAGUUGCCGGUCGGAGUAACAGUACAUUUUUAAGAGUACUUUCUAUAUAGUACAUUAUGUGGUGCAGAAUUCUAAAUUCACCGUACUUAACAGCAACUUAAAAAUCUAGCUUGGAAAAAUUAAUCGAAUAGUGCAUACUCUAUAGCAGUGUUUCUCAACAUGGUCCUUGGGAACCCCCAGGCAGGAUCUGGGAGGGAGCAAAAAUGUGGACAGUCUGGCAGGGAGCUGGGAGGGAGCAAAAAUGUGGACAGUCUGGCAGGGAGC
Messenger RNA from Paramormyrops kingsleyae, 2027 nucleotides. RefSeq names its product DNA damage-regulated autophagy modulator protein 2. Gene Ontology annotation, cellular component: lysosome. Gene Ontology annotation, biological process: photoreceptor cell maintenance; regulation of autophagy. The record is from RefSeq and is a predicted model, not a curated record. NCBI's taxonomy places the organism in Eukaryota, Metazoa, Chordata, Actinopteri, Osteoglossiformes, Mormyridae.